Molecule: messenger RNA, 579 nt
Organism: Drosophila takahashii
Lineage: Eukaryota; Metazoa; Arthropoda; Insecta; Diptera; Drosophilidae
Gene: Ccp84Af
Product: Ccp84Af
Cellular component (GO): extracellular matrix
Source: RefSeq, a predicted model, not a curated record
CUGUCUUCGCAGCAGUUAACGGAUAACCAACAAGCCCACUUCCAAACCCAGAGCCAUGGCCUUCAAGUUCUUCGCUGUUCUCGCCCUCGUUUCGGCCGUCAGUGCCGGAGUUCUUCCCGUCCAGCAGGUGUACCACGCCGCCCCCGCCGUGGCCACCUACGCCCAUGCCCCGGUUGCCGUGGCCCACGCCCAGCCCGUCUUGGCCAAGGCCGCCGAGGAGUACGACCCCCAUCCCCAGUACAAGUUCGCCUACGAUGUCCAGGACGCCCUCUCCGGUGACUCCAAGAGCCAGGUGGAGGAGCGCGAUGGCGACGUGGUGCAUGGCGAGUACUCCCUGAUCGAUGCCGAUGGCUUCAAGCGCAUCGUGCAGUACACCUCCGACCCGGUCAACGGAUUCAACGCCGUCGUCAACCGCGUGCCCCUGGAACAUGUAAAGACCGUCGUGAAGACCGUGGCUCCUGUGGCUCUGCCCGUUGCUGCUGCCCCGAUUCCAGUGGCCUACCACCAGCACCACUAAGAAUCUGGCCAACUGAUUUGUGGAAUCUGUUGUAGAUCAAUAAAUUGUUGAAUAUUUGUAAG